Messenger RNA from Cyanidioschyzon merolae strain 10D, 1236 nucleotides. RefSeq lists its product as hypothetical. Bases 1 to 1236 code for a protein of 411 amino acids. The record is from RefSeq and is a predicted model, not a curated record. Gene Ontology annotation, molecular function: ubiquitin protein ligase activity. Gene Ontology annotation, biological process: protein monoubiquitination; interstrand cross-link repair. The transcript has a single exon. Gene Ontology annotation, cellular component: nucleus; Fanconi anaemia nuclear complex. Lineage: Eukaryota; Rhodophyta; Bangiophyceae; Cyanidiales; Cyanidiaceae.
AUGAGUCAGGAAGCGUUGUUUCGUGACUUGCAGCUCAUCCAGCGUCUCAAUCAUAUGACGCCACUGUGGAUUUUAGAAGACCCCAGCACCUUCACGUACGCGGGGUUUGUGCCUAUCAAGACUGCGUCGCGGGAGAAUCGCGCUUGCUUCUUGCGCGUACAGUGUCCAAAAGGACCCGCCGACCUGUGUGACGCCUCAUAUGCGCUUGAAAGUUGGGCAGAAAACCUCAUUUCAUAUUAUGGCCUCGAUGGCGCCCUGCGAAAGCGGUUAGAGCGAGCGCACGACCUAGCAGAGUUCGUUGCUGAGGUCCAGGACCUGCUCGAGCGCUGCGCAGAUGGGCGUGCAGCGGUUCCACGAACGCCGGUACCACCACCGGCACCUACAGUGGCAGGUAGCACGUUGUUGGCGACGCUACCGGACCCUUUUUUCUACCGGAGACUGUGUACGGAUCUGAAGCAUAUCGGAUGGUCUUGCCUGCGGCAUCUGGCGAUGGAUUUUGAGUCUGUCACAUUGCAGGCUAUAGACACGGGCGGGCGCCUCCACGAGCUCCAGAUCCUCGACCUCAUGCGCGAGCAACCAACUUGCAUAGCAGCGCUGCCAUGGCGUCCAACGGCAAUUUGCAGACCUGCAUCCGAAGACGGACGCUUAUUUAUCUCGAUCUAUGAGACCUAUCGUCGAUUCCGCAGUAUGCUCGAUGAACUUGAGCCUUACUUCCGCGUACUGGAUGACUUUGAUGCGCACACCUGGGUUCUCGAGCCGGAGCAUCCAACGUAUGCGGUGUCGUCAAGGCGUCUGAACCUGGCGCCACAAUGCUCACUAGUCGUGGAAAUCGACCCAGCAGAUCCAUGCCGCCUCCCGAAUGUUCGUUUCUUUGGUAGCGAACAGCGGAUCGAGGCCAUGCGGAAUCGUUUCUUUGAGCGCCGAGCACUCUGGGACUCGUCCGCGCGGACUCCGCGAGAGAACCUACAAGUCGUGCUCAUGAUGGCCUUGCCGCCGCGUCCAGCGGAUAUGAUGCAGAACGCAAAAGACAACGAGUGCGGUAUUUGCUAUACGUAUGAGCUGGAGGGUGAGGGCAUCCCCGAUUGGGCGUGCGAUGCGGCAUCAUGCGGGCGACCGUAUCACCGCAGCUGCCUGCGCACCUGGCUUGCAAGUAUUCCGGAGACACGGCAGCUGUUCCAAAUGUAUCAUGGCUCUUGUCCGUACUGUGGCGAACCGAUUCAGGUGAGCAAGAUCUGA